UCCAGUGAAUUCGUUCCAGUUGAACGCUUAUUAAAGUCUCUGCCUGAAGCGUGGCCCCCAACGAGGUGUGCAACAACUCCACCCUCCAAGCUUAUUCGUGGUGUGGCAGCCUACUAAAUGGAGCUCUUCACAAAGUUUCCGUGUGUCUAUAAGAGUGGAGGACGGAAGAGAUUUUCGGAUCUGGACUAGACUGCAAGAGAAAUGCCCACAGUAGGCGAUGAAAACUACGCACGUUCCAACGUACCGGCACUUCCGAAAGAAUUGUCCACAAUUAGAGCAGGUUCUUCAAGUUCAGAGUCAUAUGCUGUGCUUUCCAAGGCAUGAAGCAGAGUAUCAUCAUGAAUUCUGAGUGUGGUGGUGUUCAAAGCCAGCAGAACCACCUAAGCAACCACAAGCAUCAGAAGAAUGGUCCCAGCAACCAGGAGCUGCCACCGGACCCUGCAAUACCCAUGCCGGUGUGUGACCUCCAGAUCGAAUACACAAAGAUAUUUAUUAACAAUGAGUGGCAUGAGUCCUGUCAGAAAAGGAAGAUGGCUGUGUACAAUCCAGCAACCUCUGAUAUCAUCUGUGAAGUGGAGGAGGGGGACACAGAGGACAUUGACAAAGCUGUUAAACAUGCCAGGGAGGCAUUUCAGCUGGGGUCGCCAUGGAGACGGAUGGACGCAUCAGAAAGAGGCUGCUUGCUCAACAAGUUGGCAGACCUUGUGGAGAGAGACCAGCGGAUACUAGCGACCAUGGAAUCAAUUAACUCUGGGAAGCUCUUCCUGAUGGCCUACUUUGUUGACCUUGUGGCAACCAUAAAGACUCUAAGAUACUAUGCUGGCUGGGCAGACAAGGUUCAAGGAAAGACUAUUCCUGUUGAUGGAGACUAUUUCACCUUUACUCGACAUGAGCCUAUUGGAGUGUGCGGUCAAAUUAUUCCUUGGAAUUUCCCACUGAUGAUGUUCGUGUGGAAGAUCGCCCCUGCCUUGUGUUGUGGAAACACCGUGGUCAUUAAACCGGCCGAGCAGACGCCUCUGACGGCUCUCCACAUGGCCCAGCUCAUAAAAGAGGCUGGCUUUCCUCCUGGGGUUGUUAAUGUGGUACCAGGAUAUGGGCCAACUGCAGGGCAUGCCAUUGCCCAUCACAUGGACAUCAACAAAGUGGCUUUCACUGGGUCUACACAGGUUGGGAAGCUCAUCCAGAGGGCUGCUGGUGACACUAAUCUCAAACGUGUCACACUUGAACUAGGAGGCAAAAACCCCAACGUUGUCUUUGCAGAUUCUGAUUUGGAGCUGGCUGUGCAGCAGGCCCAUCACGGCCUCUUCUUCAACCAGGGCCAGUGCUGCCUGGCCGGCUCCCGGGUGUUCGUGGAGGAGCCUGUCUAUGAGGAGUUUGUGCGCUGCAGUGUGGAGAUGGCCCAGAGGAAAGUGCUGGGCAACCCCCUGGACCCCAGCGUGGACCACGGACCACAGAUUGACAAGAAGCAGUUUGAUAAGAUCCUGGAGCUGAUUGAGAGUGGGAAGAGGGAAGGGGCCAAGCUGGAGUGUGGUGGGGCCCCCUGGGGCCAGAAAGGCUUCUUUAUCCAGCCAACGGUCUUCUCCGACGUGAGGGACAACAUGCGCAUCGCCAGGGAGGAGAUUUUUGGCCCUGUUCAGCUGAUCAUGAAGUUUCGCAGUGUAGAGGAAGUCAUCCAGAGGGCCAAUGACACUCAGUAUGGCCUGGCUGCAGGGGUUUUCACCAGCGACAUCAGUAAAGCGCUCGCCAUCACAUCAGCUCUGCAAGCAGGAACCGUGUGGGUUAACUGCUACAAUGCAAUGAGCACCCAGUGUCCAUUUGGUGGGUUUAAGAUGUCAGGAAAUGGGAGAGAAUUGGGAGAGUACAGCUUACAGGAAUACACAGAAGUAAAGGCUGUUACCAUCAAGAUCUCUCAGAAAAACUCUUGAAGGCUGUGGUCAUUUGCAAUAUUUCUCUGGACAUUGUACAGUAUGCCUUCAAUGACAAGCAUUCAUCCUCCAUAUCCAGAUAGGGAAGCAUCAUGCCUAGCUGGACUGGUCAUCAUAGUCUUUUGCAUACUUACUGUUACAGUACUUCACCAUAUUCAUUGCAUGGUUUCAAUCCAAGGACUUUAAUUAUGGGACUACUUUCAUUAGUCGCAUAAUAUUACAGGAGAAGAAUAACCUCCAAUAACUCUAUGAAGAGGCUAUUCAUUUCAAAUAAUAACAGGGAGGAGAUGGCAAAUUGUGUAAGAAUGUCAUGAGAUACAAAUCUGCAGGCAUGGCAGUCAUAGCUCUUCCUCCUCAGUCUGGCAUACUGAAUACAGAUUAGAGCACAGUGUAGGAGUGGGAGUGUUGUGUUGUACAUUUGUUUCAGACCAGAUGUGGAGGGAGAUUUGCUGUAAAUAUGUUUGUGUUCUGUGGUGAUUGUUUAUGUAUUCGGUUGUCAGUGGAGGAUCUAAAGAGUGAAUUUGAUCAGAUUCAGAUGUUGUCUUGUAGAGAAUACAUCAUUGCUAUUACCAACUCACAGUUUAGGAGAGCAGCAAGAAGCGCACGGUCUUAAUGUGUAAUCUCUGCUCUUCAGCCUGAUUCCUGUUUCAUUGCACAUGAUUGUCCAAUAAACUAUAGCGUAUGA
Messenger RNA from Alosa sapidissima (American shad), 2610 nucleotides. Its product is annotated as retinal dehydrogenase 1-like. The coding region runs from base 321 to 1925 and encodes 534 amino acids. The record is from RefSeq and is a predicted model, not a curated record. NCBI's taxonomy places the organism in Eukaryota, Metazoa, Chordata, Actinopteri, Clupeiformes, Clupeidae. The transcript is spliced from 14 exons. Gene Ontology annotation, molecular function: benzaldehyde dehydrogenase (NAD+) activity.